Anthonomus grandis grandis is the source of this 461-nucleotide messenger RNA. RefSeq lists its product as uncharacterized. Bases 31 to 390 code for a protein of 119 amino acids. Lineage: Eukaryota; Metazoa; Arthropoda; Insecta; Coleoptera; Curculionidae. The record is from RefSeq and is a predicted model, not a curated record. The transcript has 2 exons.
CUGGGGUUGUUUUCGGAAUAUUUAGAUAGAAUGAAUGAGAGUUUUGGAUUUGAAAAUGCUAGUCAAGCUAAACUCAUCCGCCACUACCAGACGAACCUUUUUGCACAGAAGAAUCUGCUGCUAAAAAUAUGGUUUCUUCAACAAUCUUUAUUGUUCGGUUUAACCCCGAAAUUCAUUAAUCUGAAGUGUAAAAUAAGAACGAAUUCAUCAAAAACUGCCGUAAACGUCGCCAGAACAACUAGGUUGAAGGAAGAAGUGAAGUGCGAUUAUAGAACUUUAAACAAGGUGAACUCUUUAGUAAAAUACCUCUAUUUCACGUUAAACUCAUUUCUAAAUCACUUGGAAUUUAGUACUUUAGACUGUUUAUUCAGGGAUAAAUUAGAGACCUGAUGAUGCUCUAACUAGAGCGAAACACGUGUAGCCUGUUUUAUUACAUGUUGUGAGACCGAGACUUUGUGUUU